Messenger RNA from Adineta steineri, 660 nucleotides. The record is from the annotation of a GenBank genome assembly. NCBI's taxonomy places the organism in Eukaryota, Metazoa, Rotifera, Eurotatoria, Adinetida, Adinetidae.
AUGGCUAUGAUCAAUAUCUACUGCUAUGUCGUUUUUGUUAUUUUCAGCAUAACAGUUCAAAUAGAAUCGCAAAUAUGCGAGAAAACACCUCAGUAUGGUGAAUGCUCAACAAACAGUGCAUGUGGGUGCUUUCAUAUGGUAGGUACUAAUAAUGAUGUAGGUGUUUGUGGGUUUCUUUGGCCAACAUGUUAUUGUCUUGUACCAUGUAAUUCUUCAGGCAAAUCAUGUCAAUCUAAUACGAUUUGCGUUCGACAUCCGGAAUGUGAUGGUCGUCCUCUUUGCUAUCCAAUUGAAAUGACUGAUGAAACUAUGCGUCCACCAAUGCAAAAUAAGAUCAAUCUUACAUGGAAACAAAAUAGCAUCACUGUGGCUGGUGAAAAUGGAGAAGGACAAGGAUUAAAUCAACUCCAUGGCCCUGUUGGAAUCUUUAUCAAUGGAAAGAAAAAUAUAUUUAUUGCUGAUAAUUAUAAUCAUCGUAUUGUUGAAUGGAAACAUAAUGCCAGAGAAGGACAAAUCAUUGCAGGUGGAAAUCGACAAGGAAACCGAAUGGAUCAAUUGUAUCUACCAUCAGGUAUGAUUGUUGAUCAACAAAUUCAUUCGAUCAUUAUUGCUGAUCGUGGAAACAAACGAGUGAUUCAAUGGAUGAAUCAAAAUCAAUAA